Molecule: messenger RNA, 861 nt
Organism: Cladophialophora immunda
Lineage: Eukaryota; Fungi; Ascomycota; Eurotiomycetes; Chaetothyriales; Herpotrichiellaceae
Exons: 1
Coding region: 1-861 (286 amino acids)
Biological process (GO): DNA catabolic process
Molecular function (GO): endonuclease activity; nucleic acid binding
Source: RefSeq, a predicted model, not a curated record
AUGCUAUCAUCGCUUGUCAUUGCAGCAAUAUUCCUCUUGGCCCGGUUGACGAACGCCUGGGGCACACUUGGCCACGAGACUAUAGCAUGGAUUGCUCAAUCAUACGUCUCGUCUGCCACGAAAUCCGCUGUCCAAUCGAUUCUGGACUCGACUCAAUCAGACUACAUGGCCAAUGUCUCUACAUGGGCUGACUCGUACCGGUACACCAGUGAGGGCGGCUGGUCCGCACCACUCCAUUACAUCGACGCGAACGACAACCCUCCAGAAUCCUGCUCGGUGGACUUUAAUCGUGACUGUGGUGAAGCCGGAUGCUCGGUUUCGGCCAUUGUGAAUUACACAUCCAUCUUGUUGAGUGACGAGUCCAAGUCUGCGACCAAGCUCGACGCCAUGCGGUUCAUCGUUCAUUUCGUCGGGGACCUGCAUCAGCCUCUCCACGACGAGGCCCUCGACGUGGGAGGAAACACCAUCAACGUGACCUACGAUGGCGAACAUACCAACCUGCACCACAUUUGGGACACGGAGAUUGUGGAGCAGUUGGCGGACGGCCAGGACGCCGAGGCAUUCGGGAAGAAUCUCACCGCCGCGAUCAAGGCGGGCGACUACGGUUGGGACGCCGGGAGUUGGCUGGAUGGCAUCAGCCUGAACGACACGCAGACGACGGCCAUGAGUUGGGCAAGCGAGGCGAAUGGCUAUGUGUGCACCGAUGUCCUCGCUCCAGGUGUCGAUGCGGUCGAACAAGGGGAUCUGAGCGGCACGUAUUACAAGGCGCAUUAUGAUGUGGCGAGGAUCCAGAUUGCGCGGGCUGGGUAUAGGUUGGGGGCCUGGCUGAACUUGAUCUACACAGGCCAGACGAGUGGUUGA